AUGGAGAUACAUACGAAUCCUCCAUUCUACGACCCUUCAGUGGAGAUAAUUCCAGCCCCGUGGACAGACCCGGAGGUUGUAGUUACGACCAAGGAACUGAUGACAGAGAUUGGACAGGUGCCCGUUCUUGUGAAGAAGGAGAUUGACGGCUUUGUCCUCAAUAGGAUUCAGUACGCAAUCAUUGGGGAAUGCUGGCGACUAUAUGAGGGAGUAAUGAGUGCGGAGGACAUUGAUAAGGUGAUGUCAGAGGGUUUAGGACGGAGGUACGCUUUCAUGGGUCCCCUGGAAACAGCCUUCCUUAACGCUGACGGACUGCUCGUUUUUGGGGAUCUAUACUGUGAGACAUUAUACAGAGUUCAGUGUUCGUUCGGUCCUCCACAGAAAAUGGAGGGACCCACUCUGGAAAAAAUACACAACGAAAUCGCAGCCAGAAUCCCGCUGGAAAAACUCUACGAGAGAAGAAAAUGGCGGGACAUUCGUCUUGCAUCACUCCAGAAAUUAAAGAACGAACUAGACGAAUCUCAUUCAUAG
Saccostrea cuccullata (small rock oyster) is the source of this 531-nucleotide messenger RNA. RefSeq names its product lambda-crystallin-like. The record is from RefSeq and is a predicted model, not a curated record. The coding region runs from base 1 to 531 and encodes 176 amino acids. Gene Ontology annotation, molecular function: NAD+ binding; L-gulonate 3-dehydrogenase activity. The transcript has 4 exons. Gene Ontology annotation, biological process: fatty acid metabolic process. NCBI's taxonomy places the organism in Eukaryota, Metazoa, Mollusca, Bivalvia, Ostreida, Ostreidae.